CUUACCUAUCUUUUCUCAACACACCCACAAAAGGAUUCUCGCGCGAAUCUCCAUUAGCUUCAGCGCACCCAGAUACUCACGAGGAUUACUAACGAGGACAACAUCUCAAAUUCUUGUGCCAUGCCGCUUCCAAUAGUGACACCUGGAUCCGACAAUGCGACUGAUGAUGGCCUGCAUCUAAUGCUCGAUUUACCGACUGAGCUACGAUGCUAUAUUCUGGAACUGCUCAUUAUCGACGGGCAUUUCGAAGCCUAUAACACACUUCUUGAAUACCCGGAAGUCAGAGAGGUAGUGCGCUGCAACUUCAAUACGCAGUUUAGGGCAGUCAAGCGAUACAACAAUCUCGCUGGUCAGCUUCAGCAAAUCCUGACUACUACAGCUCUACUAUCAGCGCACACGAACAAGUUAUGCUCACAUGAGCUAGCAGAGUUUCUCGCAAGCAACCUCGUCGAUGAAAACCCACACGUGUCCGCAGAUAGCUCCAGCCAGGCUGUCGUUGUUCUCCGCAAGUAUCAAAAAUACUUGGUCGAUGCGGAGACCUUGACGGAUCAAUUCGCCAAGAUAACGAUAGGCAAUGCUGCAGUUCGAUAUGCCUCCGGAGACCAUCGUCGUUACGGUGCCGACACCUUGUCCAAAGUCGAUCAUCAUCGUAUACUCCGUGCCUUCCUUCGGUUACAGCUCUACAUCGAGAUUCGGAAACUGUAUGGAGUGAGGAGAAGCCUCAAACGAAAGCUUCGAGGCCUGUUCUCUUUAUGGACGACCUGGGAGUUCGACGAGGUCAGAAGCCUUGUCGAAUGGAUCAAGAUCGAACGUCCAAGUCUACCGAAACGUUACGCCAAAAGUAUUCGCACCCUGUUUGCCUUGGUCGACGCACACUUCUACAACGACAUGGCUCCGUACGUCAAAGCUCGGCCAGACCCUAUGCGCGACAGGCAUCGGCGUUCUAAAUUCGCCAAGAAGUCGAAGACAUGGAAUGACACACCUGCGACACCUGACGAGGGUAGAGCCGACGCGCGUAAUAGAGACUGGAGACCUCUGGGGUAUACAUCCGGAUGUUAUGCUGAGUACACUCAACGCGUAUAUCGAGAACACUUCCUCGCCGGAGGUUACCCAUUCUGGUGUCGGUUCACUACCGCACGAUAUGGGUGGUGGCAUGAACGCAACGUAACCUACGAUUUGCAGUCGCGAUUUGGACAGGUAUAUAUUACGGACAGGUUUCAGCGCUCAAGACAUGGCUAAGGCGUCCAUGUCGGACUCUCGCAAUCCGAAGAUCUGGUGUUAGGGCUGCAUCAUGGGCGGAACACGAUGUGAAUACUCCGGUAUUCGAUAGGUUUCUUAAUUCCGUGAAUGAGAUUGUAAAGUGACACAUGAGUUAGGUGCAGCUUGGCAGUCCUCGCAAUCUCUUAGAUUGCUUACAUAACCAUGUUUGGCGUGGUUGUCAACCUCCCCGCGCGUUCGCUCCUUCGCAUCAAUGCAUCAACAUUCCAUCUCAAACCGUCUCCUAGCGGAGCGGAGGCCGUGAUUUGCGGACGAACAUGAUCGGUCGUCAGGCAAAGACCCUGAGAGUCAUGGCGUCUUUCUGCUUCGAGUUAGGUUGGGUCCUAUCCGCCCUGCCAUGCCACCGUGAAACAGCUCAAUGGCCGUAUUGCUCAACGGCCCGACUUUGAACAACGCAGAAACAUU
Messenger RNA from Alternaria alternata, 1683 nucleotides. RefSeq lists its product as hypothetical. Bases 121 to 1239 code for a protein of 372 amino acids. The transcript has a single exon. The record is from RefSeq and is a predicted model, not a curated record. NCBI's taxonomy places the organism in Eukaryota, Fungi, Ascomycota, Dothideomycetes, Pleosporales, Pleosporaceae.